ACCAAACAGUCAUAGGCGUGGGAAAAGUGUUGAGAGGGUUUCAGGCUUCAACGGUAAAUGUUCAUGAAUUAUCAUUAUUAAUCAUUCUGCCUAACUGGUUUAUUAACCGUCGCCGUGAAGUGUGGAAGUGGCAUCUCCAGCGGGCUUUAGGUCAGAUACUUUAUGCCUGACCACAGUGUCCGUUUCAUUACCGUUACCAAAGCUGAGCUAAAUAGAGAGGCUCCUCUCUUCUAGGACCCUUCCUUUAAGUAAAAAUUACCCGCUCCUCCAGAAGAUGGCGUACUGGAACUAUUCUAUAAGCAAGGAUGCCGCCCAAGAGAUCCAAAAGUGCAACAAGCAGUGCAGGCAGUAAGGGGAAAGGGAAAGGCAAAAGGAUUCAGUCCCCCGUACAUGAGACAAAGCCUGGUCACCCCGAUGACAUCUUCCCCUUGGUCCUGACAUCAGCCACCCAGAAGCUCUUUGGUUGCUGCUCCGAUGUGGACGUCACAGGGGAGAGGCCUUACAAGCUGCUGAAAAAAGACGACGUAAUAAAGGACUUUAAGACAAGAGCCGCGGUGUCCGAUUUCAGCCCUGUGAAGCAGAUUGUGCUGGACUACCCAGACGACGACCUGCUGCUGGUUUUUGACAGGGACUUCAUUUAUGGCCAGAGCUUCUACCUGGUUCUCACACCAGAAGCAAAGGAAAGAAUCUUAAACGUUGCUGGGUCACCAGAGCCUGAGACACCACAAGUAUUUGAGGAUGAAGCCAUUAAAACCCCUGAACCAGAGCCAUGGAUAUCUCUUGGCAGCGAGCAGGAAAUAGAGGAAGAAUCUGUCAGGGAAACCAGAGAAAAGCUGCUCUUCACGUACAAACUCUCCGAAGUGAGGAGGAAGUUUGGGCCACCAGCUGUUUUUUCUGACAGCAAGACAGCCGUCACAGGGUGUCCAUCCUGCCCAGACAGCAGAUUCAGCAUCAAACUGAUGCUGAGGGACUUUGGGUGUCGGGCGGUUCCCAGACUGCAUAGCAGCAAUACUCAGACAAAAGGGAAGUUGACGAGCGAUGUUUCUACCCAGUACACACCAAGAGAGUUCAGUAAUGAGGAAAAAGAGGAAAUCCUCCGGUCUGAGAGUUUUCUGAAUUUCUUUGAAAAGGUGACUUCGAGUAUGUUGAAAGCCCUUCAGCAGGAAACAAUCAUGAAUGUGUUUGUUGAUCGGUGGAAGGCCAUGGGGACAACAUCUGAAGACGAGUACCUUUCUCCGGAGGUUCCCAAACAUUUGAUGCUUUUUAAGGUCUUCACAGAAGAGAAAUACGCCAAGGGCAAGAAAAUCAGCACCUUCAAUUGGCACCCUACAUUGCACGGUGUGAUCGCUGUGGCCUUGACGGAAAAAAGGACAGAGGAUUCCCCAAUGUUUGAAUCAGAAGAUUCUUUCAUUGUCUUUUAUAGCUUCUCUGACUCCUCUCAUGCCCAGUUGCUGCUGGAGUGCCCAGGUGACAUUUUUGCCUUUGAGUUUUGCCCUUCUGAUCCAAAUAUCAUCGUUGGCGGCUGCAGGAAUGGCCAGGUCGUGUUGUGGGACGUGUCUGCUCACUCCAUCCACUUAAAGGGAACCCAACCUGGUGAAAAAGCUCCUUUUAACACUGCCACAUUCGACGUUGAUGACCACAAAGAGAAAAACACCCCUGUUGUGCGCUACUGUGCAGCGUCUCCCAUAGAGAACAGCCACAAAGCACCAAUUACUGACGUCCAGUGGCUGCCACCAACAUUCGAGGUGACCAACAGAGGCUUACCAGUGGAGAACAAGUACAACAUUUCUACACAGGUUGUCACCUGCUCCCCUGACUGUUCUAUAAUGUUUUGGGAUGUGCGAGUUUCAAACGUGAACCGGUCAGCCAGGAAGCAGAGCGCGGAUCAGAAGGCACCCUACAGUUUCCUCAACACUUUCAAACACCUGGUAGACACAUGGAGGCCUUUUUACAAGGUGUCCCUGCCAAUGAUUGGUACCACUGGAAAAUAUGCUCCUUUGAAAUUCUGCCUGGAACCUUACAUCUGUGUAGCCAAUCAUACAGCCGGUGCCACAGAGGCAGAAAAUGAAAAUGCUGUCAACUCAGAGGUCAUCCCGGACUUCAGCCAGCUCAGAGUGCCCUUAGCUGAAACACUUACUCCUCUGGAGGAUGUCAAUACCAAACUCUUCAUUGGAACAGAGUCAGGGGAGAUUAUUUACAGUGACUGGAAAAAGGUGAUUGACAACUCUGGAUCACUGGAAAGUGUCAAGCCCCUUCACUGUUUUAAUACCCAUUACUGGCUGGUGAAUACGGUACAGAGGUCACCCUUCUUCAAAGACAUUAUUUUGACAAUAGGAAACUGGAACUUUGCCAUCUGGAAGGAGGGAGUCACGGGCGGCCCCAUCAUCGUGUCACCAAACUCUGAGCAGUGGUGCACUGUGGGAUGCUGGUCCCUUACCCGGCCAGCUAUUCUCUUCAUCGGGAAAGAGGAUGGCAGCAUUGAGGUCUGGAACCUGCUGGAAAAGAUGAUUGAACCUGUGCGGGUCUACGCCCAAGUCAGCAAUGCCAAAAUUACCUGCAUCAAACCCUGGACAUCCUCUAAGCAGAACUUCCUGGCUGUGGCUGAUGAACUUGGAAUGCUCUGUAUGUUCGAAAUGCCAAAGACCCUCUGUGUUCCAUCCAGGAAUGAGAUUUCUAAUCUGGAGAAAUACUUUGUGGUGGAGGAAGACAGGUUGCAGGAUCGUUUGAGGAGAAAGGAACAGCGGGCAAAAGAGCCAAAGAGAAUGGACUGUGACAAGCCGUUAAAGCUCCCUGUUGAUGAGGAACAAGAGUACAAAAACUACCUAAAGCUGGAAGAACAAAUCCUGAAGGGCUUGGGCCUGUUGUCAGCUACGCCUGAAUCACACACAUUCUCACACACACACCUCUAAAAAUUCCAUUUUACUCAACUUAUUUAUACAUUUGAUAAACAUAACAGCUAAUUAACUGUCAACUUAAAUUCACGAAUCUAGUUAUGUUAUAGUUAGAGCCAUAGUUAUGCUUUUUUGGGGUACUGUUCCAAUAAAUGAGAAGCCCUGCAGCUAACACAAAUGUUUUGUU
Molecule: messenger RNA, 3078 nt
Organism: Gasterosteus aculeatus aculeatus (three-spined stickleback)
Lineage: Eukaryota; Metazoa; Chordata; Actinopteri; Perciformes; Gasterosteidae
Gene: dnai3
Product: dynein axonemal intermediate chain 3
Biological process (GO): cilium movement involved in cell motility; inner dynein arm assembly
Cellular component (GO): inner dynein arm
Molecular function (GO): dynein heavy chain binding; dynein light chain binding
Source: RefSeq, a predicted model, not a curated record